CUCUCUCUCUAGAUUUCCCUCUUAUUUAUUCAGCCCAUUGCCACCUCCGUUUCUGCAACUCCAUUACACUUCUUCUCCCUGCUUCCUUUUCUUCUUCUUAACGUUUGAUUUACAAUUUUCCCGGAGCAUCUAUCUGCUCAGAUCACUCGUUUCUCGAGAAAAUGAAGAAGGUGGUGCUGAAACUGAAUAUUCAAGACGACAAGUGCAAGAAGAAAGUUAUGACCAGAGUCUCCGGCCUUGCAGGAGUUGAAUCAAUUGACAUGAACGCAAAGGACAGCAAAUUGACGGUAACAGGGGCUGUGGAUCCAGUCGAAGUGGCGGACAAGCUGAGGAAGAUCUGCCACACAGAGAUCUUGUCGGUUGGGCCGGCGAAAGAAGAGAAAAAGCCGGAGGCGCCAAAGCCGGCGAAGGAGGACUCGAAGAAAGAUCCGAAGGAGGAGUACGUGGCUUGGUUCCAGAAGACUUACGGGUACCACCCGGCAACUUUCUAUUACCACCCUCCUCCUCCAACGUAUGGUGGCUAUUACAGACCCGUCGUAGAAGAGGAUCCGAAUGGCUGUGUUAUUUGCUGAAUUCCCAGUUGUUGCCAUGAAUCGCGGCUGGGUGGGGAAAAAGGAUCACCUUCCAGCAAAACAGAAAAGAAAGAGGGAAGUAGUUUUAUAUUUUGUGGUGAUGGUUUUGAUUUUGGGACUUUUGUUUUGUAAAUGAUGGUAAGGGCCUUUAUGUUAGUGGGUGGUUUGCGUUUUGUUUUCUAUAAUAUAAUUUUCAUUAAAUUUGAUGUUGUAA
Messenger RNA from Diospyros lotus (date-plum), 786 nucleotides. Its product is annotated as heavy metal-associated isoprenylated plant protein 12-like. Bases 162 to 572 code for a protein of 136 amino acids. Lineage: Eukaryota; Viridiplantae; Streptophyta; Magnoliopsida; Ericales; Ebenaceae. The transcript is spliced from 3 exons. Gene Ontology annotation, molecular function: metal ion binding. The record is from RefSeq and is a predicted model, not a curated record.